AUGUUCUUCCCUCACAAGCUUCAACAGUUAUGGGUUUCCUGUUGUGUUCUCUUGGUUUUGGCUUGCUUUUCACUCGAGUUUAGGGUUUCGUCAGCACAAACAGGUAAUUGUACAACAGGUUGGACUGGCUUUCAAUGCUCUAUUUCUACAACUUGUCCAAACAAAGAUGGCUGUUUUACGUAUUCUGUAUCAAAUGUGAUGACGAAUUUGGAGUCAUCGCUUUAUGACGUUGCCAUUGAUCCCAUGAGUGGUGAUUACUUGGUGAGUGUUGUGGGAUAUAUCUAUAGAAUCAACUCUACUACUCUAGUGAAGACCGUUUUUGCAGGAGAUGGUACUCAAGGUCUUGCAGUGAACUACGUCUCAGUUUCGGGCGCCCGGUUUCAUGAUGCCAGACAAUUGUUUGCCACCAACAACUAUGUAAAACUAUUUGCGAAUGGAACUUUGACCAUUUUUGCAGGAACUCUGGGUCAACCAGGAUAUGGUGGUGAUGGUGGUCCUGCAACUUCAGCACUUUUAAGAUUUCCACAAAGUGUUGCAUACAAUAGCAUCCUGAAUGAACUUUACAUUGUUGACAGACAUAAUCAUGCAAUCAGAAAAGUUGACAUGAAUGGAAUAAUCAAUACUGUGGCAGGUAAUGGUCUACCUGGAGCACCUGGUUAUUUUAAUGUCCAAAAGGUAUUGUUUAAAUAUCCUGUUGAAAUGACGUUUCAUGGUUCAAAACCAGAAUUCCUUAUAAUAGAUACAGAUAACCAAGUAUUGCGAAAAUUGACCAUUGGAUGUGGGAGCAGCAAGUCCUAUUUCUUGUCUUCUGCCUUUUCCAAAUGUCUACCACAGUGUUAUAACAAGAAAGGAGAUAAUCCUAGUGUUUGUCGUGGCCAUGGCACAUGUAUUGCACCUAAUCAAUGUAAAUGCAAUGUGGGAUACUAUUCCAGAGAGUGUGACUUGUAUCAAUGCAACGGAAUCCUUUUCAAUGAUACUCAAGUUUGUUCAGGAAGAGGUACUUGUUACGGUCCAGAAAAUUGCACAUGCAACCCAAAUUAUGGUGGCCAGUUUUGUGAAAAUCACUACUGCAAUGGAAUUUUAAACUCUAGCUCGAGUGUUUGUUCUGGACAUGGUAUUUGCUCUUCUCCUAACAAUUGUACAUGCAAUGCUGGUUAUUAUGGCAAAAAUUGUGAAAUGAAUGAUUGUAAUGUUGUUCCGUUUAAUUCAUCCUCUGUUUGCAAUAAUGGAAGUGGAAUUUGCAUUGGCCCAAACACAUGUCAAUGCAAUUCUGGUUACUAUGGCUUCGUUUGCUCUGAACCAUUAUGUUUUGGAAUUCCUGCCUCUAAUAGGAGUGUUUGUGGAUUCCAUGGCAAAUGCAUUGCUCCUAAUUUGUGUCAAUGCGAAAACAGCCAAUGGGUGGGAUUUGAUUGUUCGGUUCCAACUUGUUUUCAAACUGAAGUGAUCAAUGGAACUUUACAAUGCAAGAAUGAAAGUCAAAAUAGUGACAUUCAUUCGAUCAUUAAGCAACAAUUUCAAGUGGAGACUUUGACCAAUGUGACACAAUUAGACUCAAAGAAUGUCACUUUUGAUAAUUUUCAAAAUAUUCUUGUUCAAUUUCCUUCCAACAUUUCAAAACAAAUUUCCAAUGAUGUAACAAGUGGAGGAGGAGGAACAUCCAUGAUUUCACUCGUUGUGACCAUUUCACAAAAUGUGACUGCAUUGAAAGAAGAAGUUCGACAAAUUCUUUCACCGAUUGUGAAAAUUGUUCUUUCAAAAGGAAAUGGAGAUGAAAUUCAAGUGAAAAAUUUGACUCAUGCCAUUGAAAUUUCAUUUCCAAAUGUGACCAAUCAAUCUGAAUUGGGAUGUGUUUAUUUUGAUGAAAUUCAACAAGAAUGGAGUCCUGAAGGAAUUGUUUCAAAAUAUGACUCAAUUUCACAAACAAUGAAAUGUUGGACCUCACAUUUGACAUCAUUUGCAGUGAUUGACAUGAAUUUCAAGAAGACUUCCAACAAAAACAAUCCAAAACCUCCCUCUCCAACUCCACCACCCUCCUUUUCAGUUCAAAAAGAAGAAAGAGCUCAAGUUGAAUCUGCAGCUGCCAUUGCUGCCACUGUUUCAGUGAUUGGAGCACUAUUAGUGUGUGGAGUCAUUGUUGUCAUCACCAUUGUCAUUGUUAUGUUAUCCAGAAGAGCAAAAAAGAAACAAGAAAUCUAA
Messenger RNA from Naegleria fowleri, 2196 nucleotides. RefSeq lists its product as uncharacterized. The coding region runs from base 1 to 2196 and encodes 731 amino acids. Gene Ontology annotation, biological process: motor neuron axon guidance. The record is from RefSeq and is a predicted model, not a curated record. The transcript is spliced from 2 exons. Lineage: Eukaryota; Heterolobosea; Eutetramitea; Acrasida; Naegleriidae.